Molecule: messenger RNA, 3590 nt
Organism: Phyllopteryx taeniolatus (common seadragon)
Lineage: Eukaryota; Metazoa; Chordata; Actinopteri; Syngnathiformes; Syngnathidae
Gene: ttc34
Product: tetratricopeptide repeat domain 34
Exons: 7
Coding region: 78-2561 (827 amino acids)
Molecular function (GO): protein binding
Source: RefSeq, a predicted model, not a curated record
UGGAGCUCCAGGCGGCACAUUUGUUUUUCACUGGCCGCUUCAGCGACAGUGCAGAUGUGUAUUCUGCUAUCUUGCAGAUGGUCGACGACACACCUGAGAGACGAGCAAGGAUCUUCACCGGCCGAGCAGCUGCCUUCCUCUCGGCGGGUGGGCGGGUUGCCGAGGCAUGCGGGGAUCUGGGCCAAGCCUUCGACGCGCACCCUGCUUGUGCCCGAAUUAACUUCCAAAGGCUCUUCACUGAUCUCGGUAUGGGCGAAGCUGCUCUCAACCAUCUUCGUCAGCAGGCUGAAAAGGGGCUGUCUGCUUUCUGGGAGGUGGUCCUCAUCCGAACGGACCUGAGGUCCCCAGAGGGAGUGGAACUUCUGGACCCUGCAAUCACGCAGUUACGGACCCUUUGCCAUUUGGAGCCUGACGGUGGAGGACGAGAGCUGCGGGUGCGACUGGCCGAAUGUCUUCUUCUCAGGGGGGCGCACAAGGAGGCCCUCUCUAUCUGUAGCAAGCUGGCAGCUGCCAAAGCUCACCAUAGCUAUCAAACCACCGUGCAAGUUCUCUGUGGAUAUGCGCGACUUCUUACAAAUGACCACAAGGGGGCUCUAGAGGACUUCCAGGCUGUGAUCGAACACAACGCCCCCCACCCACCCAGCUGUGUGCGGGCACUCUGUGGCAGGGGGGUUCUGCGCAUGACGUGGGGGUUCAACUACCUCACAGCACUCGACUAUGUGACAGCCAGCAGGUUGCGCCCACAGGAAACUGUGUUGACCGUUCGCUGUCUGGUGCCGUGGAACCUCCGGGGUCUGCUUUUGACUGUUUUACUGGAGCAGGGCCGGGUCAUGCUGGAGGGGGCCGGAGGCCGCCAUUCGGCCUCAUGUGAAAACUCCCAGCAAACCCAGCAGGAGGGUCAGCUGCAUGCCACAUCGAAGCCAGACGAGCACAGAGCUGGGUCUCCUGCUGGUGUUCACUCCCUUGCUGUGCUGCUCAUGGAGCUCCAAGCAGGCGCUGAUGGGCCUCAGAUUUUAGCAGCAGAUGCCUUGUACCAGCUGGGACGAGUGGAGGAGGCGUAUCGCUUGCUGUUGCUUUCCAUCGGGCCUACAAGUCCUCGGGCAGCCAUCCUGGCCCGACUCACCUUGCUGCAGCUGCACAGGGGAUUUCUUUAUGACACCAAUCAGCUGCUAAAAAAGCUCAUUCAAUGUGGCGACACCAGUUGCUUGCGCCCCCUGUUGGCGGUGGCAAAGCAGAAGGACCGAACACUGUUGCAGGCACGCUGCCACGCCGCUGCCAAACGCAUCCUGGAUGGCACGACGAAGGAUAGCGCCAUCAGGGAGGCUGUGGCGUACCUCUCCAUCGCCAUCAUCAUCGCUGGUGGCGAUGCAACAGACUUCUUGUUGGCGAGAGGGAGGUGUUAUGCUCUGCUCGGCCAAAGAAAGACAGCUAUCUUUGAUUUCAGUGCCAUUCUCAAGGAACACCCCAAACAUGUUCAAGCCCUCUGUGGAAGAGGCUUCACAUACCUCCUGCUCAACCAGCAAAAGGAAUGCACGCAUGACAUCCUGGCGGCACUACAGAUAAACAUUGAUGAGGUCACCAAAGACCUUGCGUCACUCAAGGACAGGGCACGCAAACUGGUCUGUGAUUGGCUGCAUCAGUUCUGCAGGAGCAGCCUGUCAGACUUCCUGGUCACCAAUGCUGUCCCCUGCCAUGAGGAGCAGCUCAGGGAGGCUUCCAUAAUCUGUGCUGCUCUGAUAAGGACUGACUGCGCAGCCGCCAGAUGGCAUCUUCUCUGUGUUGACAUACUUUUAGCCAAAGGUGAAGUGGAGGCGGCAGGUGCCCACUUGAACCAGGUGUUGAGCCAGGAGCCAAUAGAUGCUGCAGCUCAGGCCAGGGCAGGUGCGAUAGAGGCUUGGCAGCACAACUAUUGCAGUGCAGCUCGCAAACUCUGCAAGCUCGCUGAGAAAGAGCCGUCGUGUCUGGACCUUUUGUUGGCUCUAAUCCCACUCAAUCAGAGGAAACAGGUAGCAAAGGCAGCAGCACAGGAUGCCAGCAGCAGGUCUUCAGAUGGAUGCUGGGAUCAGGCCCUCUCUCUCCUGACUGUGGCAGUACGAGCAGCAGACAAACACAGACUCCAGUAUCUUCGCCAGCGGGCAGCUUGCCUCGCUCGACUUGGCUUACACGAGCGGAGCAUAGCCGACCUUGAUCGAGUCAUUCAGAAACACGGCUCUUCUGAUGCCAGCUGGUCUGACAGUCCCCAAGUAUGGGCAGAAGACCUGUGUUGUCGCGGACGCAGCCUGGUGCUGUGUUCCAGAGAAGGAAAUGCUCUUGAGGACUACAGCAGGGCCCUUGAGCUCCACAGGGAGGGGACUAUCCGAUGUGUAGACGAAGGUCCCGGGAGGCUACGUCUGGCCAAGUGCUUUUUGAGGGGCGCACUGCAGCAGUAUAGCGAACAGCAGCUCAGCAAAGCUUGGGCCUUGAUUGAAUGUGGCCUUGUUGUGGACGGCGACAAUGCAGAACUGCGCCGACUAAGGGCAAAGGUCAAACGAGAAAUGGCCAGCCCCUGUAAUGUCAACUAGUGAGUCCACAAAGCAAUUGGUGACCCAGUCCACUAUCUUUUAGGACAGUGGUUUUCAAACUGGGGACUUCCAGCUGAACUUUGGGGUACACUAAAUAAUGUGCAGUAAAUUAGACUUUUUUGUUUCAUAUAUUUUUUCCCAAGUCCAUACCUACAAAUAGUUUGGGGAACAGUGUGCCAAUAAACAAACAUACUAAACCAAUUACUUUUCCCUACCUUGGCUUUGGGAGAAUUAAAAGCUCUGAUAUGAUAGUGACAUAUCACAUAUACAUUUAUCUGAAAUCCUCGCAUGCAUGCAGCAUUUGUUGUACAUGUGAGUCAAGGUGACCGCGGCAAAAUAUUGGCAGCUCGGGUCAAACGUUUCCAAUAUGGCUAAAUCACUUUUUUUGGAACGUAUAGAUGGACAUCAUGUUCAGCGUGAAUGACUCAGUGAUUGCCUUCCUCCAGGCUCUUGUCAUGUUGAACAAAAUGUGAAAAUGAUUACAUUCUUAACGGGAUUUGAACUGACUUGUCGCUUUAAAAAAAAAAAAAUUUGCUCCAGUGGUCAGAAAAGUCGCUAAAUAUAGCAACCAAAUCACUAAGUUGGCAAGACUGACUGCUUUUGUGAACUAGCUUCUGUUGGCAGAAUGUAAGCAGUGCACGUUAGCCAGCAACGAUGAAUAAAUAUUCAAUUUAAUUCAACUAAAUUUGUAUAUUUUCCUUUCUUUUGAACAGGUAAUUAAUAUUUAGUUUGAAAAGAAAUAGCCCCCAUGGUAUUUAGGGGGGCGGCACGGUGGCCGACUGGUUAGAGCGUCAGCCUCACAGUUCUGAGGACCUGGGUUCAAUCCCCGGCCCCGCCUGUGUGGAGUUUGCAUGUUCUCCCCGUGCCUGCGUGGGUUUUCUCCGGGCACUCCGGUUUCCUCCCACAUCCCAAAAACAUGCAUGAAUUGGAGACUCUAAAUUGCCCGUAGGCAUGACUGUGACUGCGAAUGGUUGUUUGUUCCUAUGUGCCCUGCGAUUGGCUGGCAACCAGUUCAGGGUGUACCCCGCC